Molecule: messenger RNA, 1083 nt
Organism: Aspergillus affinis
Lineage: Eukaryota; Fungi; Ascomycota; Eurotiomycetes; Eurotiales; Aspergillaceae
Product: ubiquitin-conjugating enzyme E2
Exons: 3
Coding region: 1-1083 (360 amino acids)
Source: RefSeq, a predicted model, not a curated record
AUGUGCAAGCUCUUAUCCUGGGGCCCCCGGGCACCCCCUACCAAUUCGGGUUCUUUGAGUACCUGGCAGGGGCAGAGAGGAGAGCAAUGGUCGUCCGCCCAGGGCUUAGAGUCGAUCUUGAUCUCAAUCCAGAGCCUGAUGUCAAACAACCCAUAUGAGAACGAGCCUGGCUACGAGAAUAAAACGUCAAGAACAGACAAACUCAGCAUGAAAUCUUACUGUGCCAAGAUUCGUCACGAAUCCCUCCGGAUCGCGGUCAUCGAACCACUAGAGUCGGCAUUAUGCGUCCAAACUGACGCGAUUCAGAAUACUUUCAGCUCGUCUGAUGAAGGAGACCAACAUCUCUAUGACGAUGAUGAGAUCAUUACCUUUGAUGAUUUCCGUAAAAGGCGGUUCUUGUGGUACUUCGAGUCCUAUAUGCAAACCAUUGACGAGGCUAUCCCGGAAACGCCACCCCAACGUAAAUUCGAGACCAUGCCAUUCGAGGGUUACAAGAACGGAAUGGAAGGUCAUUUCAACUACCCCGAGCUCAAAAGACGCCUGAGUCAGGUCAAGGACAAGAUCUUCGAGGAGACCUUUGGCUGGGUGGAUGAAGGAUCCCAGGCCAAAAAGCAGGAACUGGGCAUUGCGGUCAACCUGCAGCGUCAGUACGAACAGAUUGUGGAGCACUUCAAGAGCCAAAAGAACUUCACGAUCGAUUUGAGCUUGGUGGACGGCAACCCUUUUUUAUGGGAGUUUAUUUAUUUCGGUCGGCCCAUGACCCAGCUAGACGGGGGCAUUUUCAAGUUCAAGAUCUACUUGAGUCCACGUUUCCCCGACGAGCAGCCUCGCGUCCUCGUUGAAACAUCGCUCUUUCAUAUCCGCGUGUCCCCAUCCGGGGUCCUUUGCUACUCCCCUCAGCGACCCGACGAGAUGCGCUUCCACAUCGAAGCCAUUGUUGCCGCAAUGGAGGAAGAAUCGCCGCCUUAUGACCCUCGAACUACUGUGAACCCCGAAGCCACCAAGCUUUUCUGGGGAAGCCCAGACGAAAAGAAGCAGUACAAUCGGCAGUUACGGAGAUCGGUUCAGAGGAGCGUCGAGUGA